AUGAGCGACCCCGCGCCGAGGCCGACGACGACGACGACGACGACGACGACGUUCGUGAAGCUUCAACAGACGGUGGACGAGCUCGAACGCGAACUUGAGACCGCAGAGAGUCGAUUAAAAACGCGCCGGAGCGAUAUCGUCACGCUCGAGGAGAAUUUGGACGCGGAGCGCGCGCUCGCGAAGCGCCUCAGAGGCGAGUUUGCCGACGUCUUGGCGGAGAUUGCGACCACUAAGGCGGCUUUGAUGAAGUCGAACUUCGAAAUCGAGGAUGUGUUGCGCGAGAUCGAACCGCAUCGCCGACACUCGAUCGGUGAACCAUCGCCAGGGGCGCCAGAGACGAUCGAAGAAACCGACGCCGAGGCGCCGGAUCCCGAGCGGCGCGCCGCCUCGCGACGCGCCGCGCGGCUCGCGGCGUGCGAAGAAGGCUUCGAGCGCGAAAAGGCGCGCACCGCGGACUUUUUGAAGUCACUUCGCGCGUACGAGAAUCGUCUCCAGGCUGAGCGUCGACGCGACGCGCUUCAGCGCGCUCGUUGA
Messenger RNA from Ostreococcus lucimarinus CCE9901, 534 nucleotides. RefSeq lists its product with no specific name. The transcript has a single exon. The coding region runs from base 1 to 534 and encodes 177 amino acids. The record is from RefSeq and is a predicted model, not a curated record. Lineage: Eukaryota; Viridiplantae; Chlorophyta; Mamiellophyceae; Mamiellales; Bathycoccaceae.